GAGCCCGGCGUCAGGUUCCCCGAGGCGUUUCCACGUGGCAGCGCCGUACAGAGCUUGGGGUUGCGCCCACCAGACCCGGGCUCCACGCGGCGCUUUCGCCUUUAAAGUGUCGCAAUAGCCCUGGGGCCGUUGCUAUGCUGCGGAGGCGCCCUGGUGACUAAUGGACUCUUCCACUUGCCGUCCUUCACGGGAAUCCGUGGCUGAGGCUGAGCGGAGGGCUGGCGUGCGCGGGAGGAGACUGAAUUGUAACGGUUGUGUGUUAAAUGAGAGAGGUGGGGUUUAUUGAUGACUUUCCAAAAGUUUAAAUCGUUGAUUUUUGUCCCCCUGCUUUUUACCACAGCUGUCGCCUUCCUGGCCACUUGCAGCCGUGUCGGGGUUCAGCUUGCUGGCCGAGUGCCAGCCGGCUGUAGUUCUGUUCUGCCAUGCUGGCUCCUGGGCGUGUGUCCUGUGCCCACUGCUGGCUCCCUGAGCACUCCGACAGGAGCUGUGAGCGCUGGCCCUCAGCCCGGCGGGCCAAGCCCCCAGUGUCCAGUGCUGAUUUUCAAGGAGUUUGGCUCUCUUGGAAGCUCCUGGCCUAAUGCCAUGAAUAUUGAGGUGAACAAUGGGGAGGAGAAAGCUGUCCAUUCGUGGUCCAGACUCUCCUCUGCAGGACAGAAAGCCCUGGAGGAAGCUCUCAGAGUCUUCAACCCCAUGUCCAAGGACCUUUCGGACACUGAAACCCAGCUGGUGGCCUUUCUCCAAGGCCUCCGGGAGGAAGGCUACCAGCCCACAAUCCUAAGGAGCAAGGAUGUGUAUGGGUACAGCUCUUGCACGGCAGAUACGCCCAGCCAGGCCCGCGAGGGGGCGGCUGCCUCGCACUGUACUCGCACUCUCGGGAGGCCCAGCAGUGACCCCCGAGUUGCCUGGGACCCUGUCCCCGCCAAGCCUGGGCCUAAAGGGAGCGCCACAAACCUGCUGCUGAACUCGCUGAAAGAGACGAGGACAGGCCCCUCCAAGGCCUCCGCCAUGGGCUUCCCCACCACCAUGUACCCGGACGUGUAUCCAGCCAUGCGCCUCUCUGUCGUCCUGGAGGCCUUGGUCCCGCUGAAAGCCCCAGCGUCCUGCUUGGAGCCCAGACGCAGAGCGGGGCGCCUGGGCCUCGCCUCCUCGGACCUUAAGCUCCUGAAGGCAUCUCCUUUGGGCAAGAACGCCAGGCUCCCCUCGGGGCCCCUGGAGCCCAGCCCAUGGGCUGGCGGGGCGGAGCCAGUGGAAGGGCGGCAGCGGUGGGCAGAAGAGGAAGAUUCCCGGGCCAUCAAGGUGGCCGGCUCUUCAGACGAGGAAGUGAGGAGGCGGGCGCAGCAGAUCCUUAGGGUCAACCUGUCCCCUGUGAUCAGAAUCCAGCCACUGCCCCGCUCUCCCAACGUCCCCUGAGUGCCUCUUGCCAGCCACUUGCUUUGAAUAUGCCUGUGGGCGCCGGAGCCGGAGCCGGAGCCAGGCUGUGGAGACGUGUGCGAGCAGCUCGUGGCCUCUAGCACAGGGCAGCGUGCAGCGGCCGGGC
Molecule: messenger RNA, 1537 nt
Organism: Pelodiscus sinensis (Chinese soft-shelled turtle)
Lineage: Eukaryota; Metazoa; Chordata; Testudines; Trionychidae
Source: RefSeq, a predicted model, not a curated record